Molecule: messenger RNA, 3329 nt
Organism: Gymnogyps californianus (California condor)
Lineage: Eukaryota; Metazoa; Chordata; Aves; Accipitriformes; Cathartidae
Gene: FSTL4
Product: follistatin like 4
Exons: 15
Coding region: 8-2533 (841 amino acids)
Biological process (GO): regulation of BMP signaling pathway; multicellular organism development; cell differentiation
Molecular function (GO): protein binding; calcium ion binding
Source: RefSeq, a predicted model, not a curated record
ACGUGAAAUGAUGAAAUCGAGAAGCUUUUGGUUAUCUCUCGUAUUGCUUGGGGUUUUCCCGUCGGUCACGAGGGGAUGGAUGGAUGCGGACAGGAGCAGAAGGCUGUAUUCGGAUGCGGGGAGGUUGCAUCAAGAGGACUCCAGAAGGUUUGAAGUUACAAGAAGAAAAGUGCUUUAUGGGCAGGAUGGCCUGCACGCAUCGUGUGAGAAGAAGUACUGCGGCCGGGGGAGUAAGUGUGUCGUGAACAAGGACACCAAUCAGCCCGAGUGCAGAUGCGUAGAAGACUGCAAGCCCAGCUACAUGCCCGUGUGUGGAUCUGAUGGCAAAUUUUAUGAAAAUCAUUGUCAACUGCAUCAAGCCUCCUGUCUGCAGAGGAAGAAAAUCUACAUUAUCCACAGCAAAGACUGUUUCUUCAAAGGUGACACCUGUACAAUGGCAGACUACAGCCGGCUCAAAAGCAUCCUCCUGGACCUGCAGGCGCAUCGGCAGAGCUCGCCGAGCAGCCCCGCCGAGGACAGAGUAUCCCAGAAGCGCUUCUUAGUUGAAGAUAUGUUUAAGCACUCGGAUAUAAACAGUGAUGGGCAUCUCAGCAGCUCUGAACUGGCUCAGCUAAUGAAGGAGGAGGACCUGGAAGAUGAUUUAUUGGAUUGUACACUAGAAGACCUUCUCCGGUUUGAUGAUUACAACAAUGAUGGCCGCUUAACCCUGCAGGAGCUCUAUACAGCCUUCCAGGUGGUUCGGCUGAGCCUGCCGGAGGACCAGAAGAUCAGCGUUACCACCAUCACAGUUGGCCUGAGCACUGUUCUGACGUGCAGCAUCCGCGGGGCGCUGCGGCCUCCCAUCAUCUGGAAGCGCAACGGCGUCAUCCUCAACUUCCUCGACUUGGAGGACAUCAAUGAUUUUGGAGAAGACGAUUCCCUCUACAUCACCAAGGUAACAACUAUUCACAUGGGCAAUUACACCUGUCAUGCCUACGGCUAUGAAGAGCUGUAUCAGACCCACAUCCUUCAGGUGAAUGUGCCACCGGUGAUUCGCGUCUACCCUGAAACGCAGGCGCAAGAGCCUGGCGUGUCGGCGAGCCUCAAAUGUCACGCCGAAGGCAUCCCUAAUCCCCGAAUUACCUGGCUAAAGAACGGCAUUGAUAUCAUGCCAAAACUAUCCAAACAACUGACGCUCUUAGCAAACGGAAGUGAACUUCAUAUCAGUAGCGUUCGAUAUGAAGACACGGGUGCCUAUACCUGCAUUGCUAAAAAUGAGGUGGGAGUGGAUGAGGACAUAUCUUCACUUUUCAUAGAAGAUUCAGCAAGGAAGACCCUUGCAAACAUACUGUGGCGAGAGGAAGGCCUGAGUGUUGGGAAUAUGUUCUAUGUCUUUUCUGAUGAUGGGAUCACAGUCCUUCAGCCAAAUGAAUGUGAAAUCCGGAGACACAUCAGGCCCGAAGAGAGGAUUUUCACAAGUUAUGAAGAGAUCUGUCCUAGAGUGGAAGGUGAAGGCACUCAGUCCUGCCUCUGGGCUUCAGCGGUCAAUGUCAGAGACAAGUACAUUUAUGUGACACAGCCUAAGCAGAAUAGAGUAAUGAUAAUUGAUACGCAGACUCAGAAAGCCAUACAGUCCUUGGAUGUUGACCCAUUACCAACCAAAUUACAUUAUGACAAGUCCCACGACCAAGUCUGGGUGCUUAGCUGGGGUGACAUGCGGAAGUCCUCACCAACGCUGCAGGUAAUACCAGAGGCAAGCGCAGGGGAGGAUCAGCAUGUUAUCCGCACGCCGUUUGAAGGAGUGGAUGAUUUUUUUAUACCACCUACAAAUCUUAUUAUUAAUCAUGUUAGGUUUGGCUUCAUCUUUAACAAAUCGAAAUCCGCAGUUCACAAAAUUGACCUGGAAACUGUGACCCACAUCAAGACUAUCAGCUUCAAAAACUAUAGCUGCGUACCGCAGACCAUGGCUUAUACCCACCUGGGCGGUUACUUCUUUGUCCAGUGUAGGAGGAAUAGGUCGGUGGCUGCGUCGCCGCAGCUCGUUAUUGACAGUGUUACCGAUGCCGUCAUCGGCCCCAACAGCGACGUGUCGGGCACGCCUUAUAUCUCACCGGACGGACGCUAUUUGGUCAGUGCGGAUGAAGACAGUGGCAGGAUCAAAGUCCAGGCUCUAACUGUCCGAGGGGAAAUCAAGUUGAUUUAUGACUUACAAACAAACAUACACGUAUCUGAUCUGACAUUUCAACCCUCUUUCACCGAAGGCAAUCAGUACUAUAUAUAUGCUACUUCACAUUUGCAAACAGAUGUGCUUUUUGUAGAGCUGUCAACGGGGAAAAUGAAUGUACUGAAGAAUUUAAAGGACCCUAUCACAUCCAAAGACUGGCCCUGGAGCAACUACAACAGAAUUAUGAAAGACAGUGGAUUAUUUGGACAGUAUCUCAUUACACCAGCUAAAGAUUCAUUGUUUGUUAUAAAUGGGAGGCAAAAUACGUUACGCUGUGAGGUUUCAGGUAUAAGGAGGGGUAACACAGUGGUCUGGGUUGGAGAGGUAUGAAAGGGCAAUAGCAGUAGAGCCUUCGGCAGGCAAGUACCGGUUGGACCUUUACACUGCAACAAAUGAGCAGUAGCAUUGUAUAUUUUUACACUGGGAAAAAAAAAAAAAAAGAAAAAACAAAAAACCCCUGUAUAGGCUUCAUGGUACAACACUGGUCUACUUGCAAGUUUUAUAAUAUAAGGUAUGCUCUGCUAAUAGGAAGUGGUUUUGAAGGGAUAUUUUUUAUUUGGGGGUAUGAUUUGUGGUUAUGAGAAAAAUGCUGGGAAGCGAAUAAUAUCUCCACUGAGAUAUUGUAUAAGCCACGAAACCUAGUGAUUCUGUAGAACAAAACAGAUUUUGAGUUUCCAUACCGAGGAGCUUUUAUGUUAUCUUCAAGCCAUCAGUUUUCUUUCCUGUAUACCUUGCCCGUUAGCUGUGCUGACUACCCCACCCCAACACAGAGAGACUACAGAAGCAAUGACUGCAGUUAAAAUUCACCUUUGGAUGAUGAGGGAAACUAAGCAUCAGAGAGCAGUUUUCAACCCACAGAAACCUAGGAGAGCGAUUUAAUGAAAACUGAUCAGUUUUCUCUGCAGGAUGGCUUUGGGAGGAUUCACAGAUGUGAUUUCAGAAGGAGGCAUAACAGAAAUAGUAACUGUCAGCUCGCUUUCUUCUGCACUUAAUUUUGCUCUUGGUACUACUGAAGGCAACGUUAUGAGUCCCCCCUCUUCUAAUGCAUAUUUGUGUGAUUGUAUUUGAGAAAUUUGGCGUGAAAUAUCCAGGCCAUUAGAAGGGGGUAAAAGCCACGAAACACUGA